Molecule: messenger RNA, 1365 nt
Organism: Nelumbo nucifera (sacred lotus)
Lineage: Eukaryota; Viridiplantae; Streptophyta; Magnoliopsida; Proteales; Nelumbonaceae
Source: RefSeq, a predicted model, not a curated record
AAAAACGAAAAACUCAGAAACAGAAACAGAUACCGGAUUCGUUUCUUCCAUUUCUUUGAGUUUUCAAAGGGAGGCGAAGGGGGUUGGUCGUUGCUUCCUUCACCUCGAAGAUGAACGGCGGCCCAUCUGGUUUCUACAAUGCUCCUGUCACAAAAACAUUCGUUAUUGCGUGUGCCCUCUUCACGAUCUUCCUUGGGAUUCAAGGCCGUUCGUCGACGCUCGGAUUAUCGUAUCAGGAUGUUUUUGGAAAGCUUCACCUCUGGAGGUUUCUGGCAUCAUUUAUUACCUUCUCAUCAACACCAGAACUGAUGUUUGGAUUGUAUCUUCUUUACUACUUCAGGGUUUUUGAAAGACAGAUAGGGUCUAAUAAAUAUUCAGUCUUCAUCUUGUUCUCUGUGAUAAUUUCAUCACUGUUUGAGGUCCUCACAUUGGCAUUCCUUAAAGAUCCUACCUUAAACAUUCUGGCAUCUGGACCCUAUGGCCUUAUUUUUUCUUCAUUUGUGCCCUUCUACUUUGACAUUCCAGUUUCAACCCGGUUCCGUAUAUUUGGUAUUAACUUUUCUGACAAGUCGUUCAUAUAUUUAGCUGGUCUUCAGCUUCUUUUAUCAUCCUUGAGAAGGUCUGUUAUACCAGGAAUGUGUGGCAUUCUUGCUGGUUCUCUCUAUCGCCUUAAUAUUCUUCACAUUCGCAGAAUGAAGUUUCCAGAGUUUGUCACUUCAUUUUUUUCACGCCUCUAUGGGCUUUAUCCGGGAGGUUCAUCUCCAAGAUCAUCAAGCAGGAAUAUUACUGGGACUGCACCUUCUUUCGUGGGCCGCCAAGUGGAGAGAAACUAUCCUGCUACUCUCCAUGCUUCCACAACAGAGCCACCCGAGGAUUCCAUUGCUACACUGGUGUCAAUGGGUUUUGACAGAAACUCAGCAAGGCAGGCACUCGUGCACGCUAGAAAUGACAUUAAUGUAGCGACAAACAUCCUCCUUGAGGCACAGUCCCACUAAUUUAAUCAGAGUUAAAUUUUGCUAGGAUAAAAAAGGACAGCCAGGUUGGUCGAUGAAGCAUUACAGAUCCAUCAGUCUACAGGGACAACCAUCAAGGAAGAUCAACGAUUAUACUGUUUUCAUCUUCUUGUUCAUCUUUCUGUUUCCCCUCUUGGCUUGGGUUCAAGAUGACAGUUUUACACACUAAUGAAACUAAGAUUAGGAGCCUGUAUAAUUGUUUACGGUAUUUUUGAACUUGCACAUCAUUUGAGAGAGACUCAAUAUUGUAAAGUUGUUGCUUCAGCAAUGCAGGUUGGUCAGCUGUGGAUCUGAUAUUUAUUUGGUCAUUUGUACAUUAUCUAGAGAUCCCAUUGCUUGAAGAAUUCAGGAA